This is a messenger RNA of Tripterygium wilfordii, 853 nucleotides long. RefSeq names its product transcription factor bHLH35-like. Gene Ontology annotation, molecular function: protein dimerization activity; DNA-binding transcription factor activity; sequence-specific DNA binding. Gene Ontology annotation, cellular component: nucleus. The coding region runs from base 71 to 814 and encodes 247 amino acids. NCBI's taxonomy places the organism in Eukaryota, Viridiplantae, Streptophyta, Magnoliopsida, Celastrales, Celastraceae. The record is from RefSeq and is a predicted model, not a curated record. The transcript is spliced from 5 exons. Gene Ontology annotation, biological process: regulation of DNA-templated transcription.
CCAAGCCCCAAGUAUCCGGAGAAGAGGAACAUCACUCUCUCUCUCUCUCGGGUCUUCUCUCUCACUCACAAUGGAAUAUGGUGAGGAAUUCAACACCUAUUUCAAUUUGGAGACCAAAAUGUUCUUCCAAAAUGAAGAGAUUGAUAGCUGGGCAAUCGAUGAGGCGAUUUCGGAGUACUGCGAUUUGAGUUCGCUGGACGGAGGAGGAUCGGUGGCAUCAAAGAACUUAGUCUCAGAGAGGAAUAGGAGGAAGAAGCUCAAUGAAAGGCUGUUUGCACUUAGAGCUGUGGUCCCUAACAUUAGCAAGAUGGACAAGGCAUCAACAAUUAAAGAUGCAAUUGAUUACAUCCAAGAAUUGCAUGAGCAAGAGAGGAUAAUCCAAGCUGAGAUUCUUCAACUCAAAUCUGAAAAAUUAAAGAAAAUCCCAUCUGGGUUUGUGUUUGAUCCACAAGAGCUGGAGCUUCCAGUAUUGAUGAACCCCAAAAGGAAGAAAAUUGGACAACAAUCCAAUGACUAUGGAGGGUCCGGAGAUUCCCCAAUUGAAGUUCUUGAGUAUAGAGUUGUGUACAUGGGAGAGAAGACACUGUUAGUGAGCUUGACAUGUAUCAAAAGAACAGACACCAUGGUUGAGAUAUGUAAAAUGUUUGAGUCUCUGAGGCUCAAAAUCAUUACUGCCAAUAUAACCACCAUCUCAGGCAAGCUUUUGAAGACAGUCUUCGUUGAGGCAGAUGAUGAGGAGAAAGAUGUUUUGAAGAUAAAAAUAGAGACAACAAUUGCAGCUCUAAGUGAUCCACAGAGUCCUAUGAGCAUGUAAUGAUGAACAAAGAUAUGCCAUUGUGUUCUCUCUCGGUGA